CUGCUCUUGAGCUGUUGAGCUCUCUUCCCCCACCGAGCAGCUGUCGAAGCGGCUGCGGCAAAAACUAGACAGUGGCGGCUUACGGGAAGGCGGCGUCGUUCCUCGCCGCCAUGGACUCGCGACUGUCCGACGUCCACACACAUUACUCGCUGCACAGCGCCAUCAGCCUCGCAUCGGUGGCGCCUGGCCCGCUGCUAUGGAGGCUGGUCUCCAAGGAGGGCUUCGGCCGCGUCCUCGUGGCGGCCUGUGACCUGCCGGCGGGGACGCUCGUCUGCUCCGAGCGCCCUCUGGUGGUGGCACCCGUGGCGGCGGCAAGCAGCCCCGCCGCGCUGCGUGGAGAGGCACAGGCGGUGGCGGUGGCGCUCCUGGAGAGCCCAGUCGAGGCGGCUGCCCUGCUCUGCUCUCCGGCCCACGGCGAGGGCUCGGCCGAAGCCGUCGCCUUUGACGUUGCAGCCGACGCGUUUGCCGCCGCCUGGAGCCCCGCAACGCCGCCGCCCUGGAGCCAGCUGGCUCGCAGAUCUCACCGGCGGCACUGGCUUGGCGUGGCGUCCGUCAACGUGCACGCAGCGGAGCGGCCGGCGCGAGGCGUGCUCGGCCUGCUCACCUCCAUGAUGCAGCACGACUGCACGCCCUCCGCUCACGUCGGGUCCGAGGCGGGAGGCAGCCUCCUCUCGCUGCGCACCUGCCGGGACGUGGCGCAGGGCGGCCGCCUCUCCAUCUCGUAUGUCCGCAGGAGCCUCGGCGAGCCCCUCUCCAUCUCGUACGUCGUCUCCUACCAGCCGACCGCCGACCGCCGCGCGCAGCUGCUCUCGCAGCACGGCUUCCGCUGCGCCUGCCACCGCUGCGAGCAGGCGCCGGAGCUGUCGUGGGCAGAGCUGCUCGCCGCCGAGCGAUCGAGCGACUUGGGCGAGUGCAUGCGCCGCCUCCACCCGUACCACCACAAGAUGGCCGCGUCCCCAUCGCCGGAGGGCAGCGCGCAGAGGUCUACUGCCAGCAACCCGCUCGACCCGCUCGCCGCCGCCGACCUCGAGCGCGCCGCCGUCUGCUACCGCGCCGCAGGCGACGCCCCCUCCGCCGCGCGCCUCUUUUGCUCGGCAGAGGAGGGCUUCGCGUUGGCUCGCUAGAGGCGGCGCGCUGCCGGAAGGCGCUGUCCGCGCUGCAGGCUGCGCGAGGGCCGUGAGCCGUGGGCGCGCUGCAGCGGGCCGCGGGCGGGCGCGCGCCUUGAUCAUGAUGAACGACGGCAGCACGAGGUCCGACGCCGCGCCGCCGUGGUGGGCCGACGGCGCGGCCCGCAGAGGCGAGCCGGGGCGCCGGCCCGUCUCUCUGUCUCGGGUUUUGGGCUGCGUUCUCUGUUGCUGAGAGAGCCCGCGUUGCUGAAGCGCUGGCACAAGUGCAGGUCUCGUGCGGAAAAGAAAAUACAUUU
Molecule: messenger RNA, 1423 nt
Organism: Emiliania huxleyi CCMP1516
Lineage: Eukaryota; Haptophyta; Isochrysidales; Noelaerhabdaceae
Exons: 9
Coding region: 111-1124 (337 amino acids)
Molecular function (GO): protein binding
Source: RefSeq, a predicted model, not a curated record